CGGCUCCCCGGCAGGGCCCCAGCACCCCUGGGAAUGACGGCUUCACCACAGCAAAAAGGAAAUUAUCGCUUUUUAAUAGCUGUGCUCCGUCACACCCCCGCGAAAGGAGAGCCUUAAGUUUCAUGGUGACACGAGAUUGUCUGGAUCUAAGGAAAUUUUUUCCCUUAUAUAAACUUCAGUGGCAUUUCCUUAUCUUUCCAAUUAUUCCGUGUGUUGCAUCUCUGCUAAUUACGAUACCCUACUGUGGAGCCGUUGCAUCAGGCCCAGCAGUCCAGUACAUGGACUGAAGAUUGGCACAGUCCUGCUAAUUACUCCUGGAUGCGGGCUCCAAUCCUGCAAAAUCAUACACCUACCCAGCAGUGUGUGGUGUUUAACAUUCACUACCUGAAGAGAUUUACAUCAAAGCGACAUUUUUCAGUGUAACUGCCUCAUAAUUGGCACAAAACACAGGCAUGGUAACAAACAGCCUUUUGCUUCACGACAGGUCACUGCUUCGAUGUGAUGGAGGAGCGUCUGCACGGCGCGGCGGCUCUUGCCGUGUGCCUGCAUGCUGCUGCUGAGGCCGGUCUCUGCUUCGUGGGAUUAUGCCUGUAGCUCCUGGUUGGAUACAUAGCCAAAGUUUUCUCCUGAAAAUCAAACUAACAGAAUCCCAUGGUUCCUCUCAUGCCAUAUGUUAGCUGCUUCUUUUCAAGAAGCCAGCGCCACUUCCAAACCCAUAAUGGAUCAUUAUGGACAACAGAGAUACUGGAAAUGUGUAGAUCUUCAACUACAUGGGUGGAGAGGAGAUGAGGGAGACUGUGCCAUCAGCAGCAAUGACUGGCAGUGGCACCUGAACUUCAGGACAUCCAAAUGUGCUUUCCUGAUGAUGUAUAUGGGGGUUACCUGGGAAAUCCAGAAGCCAUUUGCCAGCUGUGACUUUCUGUAUCUUGAUGAAAAUGUUUAUCCAUUGCCACCUGGUCCCACAGCCGAAUUAGCAGACGUAGAAAUGGCUUUUUUCUAAAAGUCAUUGCGUUGCCAUGGAAAAAGUAGUAUUGCAUCUGAUAAUGCUUGCCAGUGUUCAAGAGAUUACCAAUAGAUUUGUGUAUGGGGAAUUUCUGACUGAAACUGUUGAUGAAACCCCUGUUUCUGUUUUCUUUUCAUGAUGGUCGCUGGCAUUCACAAAGAGAAAGGUCGAUUCCUGAGUGUGCUGCAAUACCUUUCUUAACUACAUGUUAGAUUAACCGAUUUUAAUGCAGUAUAAGGUGCUAGAUUUCUCAGAAAAUCUUGCUUGUUUUCUGUAACGAGUAAGGGAGAAUUUAAAAAGAAAGUAUAAUUAGAAGGAAGUAUCUUGCUUUAGGGCAUGGAGUGAUUGCUACCUGGGGAAGGGUCAGGAAGGAAAAAAAUUUCUCAUGUAUAAUAUUGCACAGCUGGCCGUGUGCAUUACUGGGCAGGGGGAAGAGCCAGCGGUGUGAUACCUAUAGCACCAGCAUUCCUCUUCUUAUCCCUGAAGAGUCACUCUACUCCCUAAAACAUUAGCGAUGAAGCCUUUGACUGGAUAUUUGCAUUGUAGAAAAUAAGUGUUUGACUACCACGUAAGCAGCUGCAGGAUGACAAUGGAGCAUGCCUUUGGGAAAUUGAAAGGUAGAUGGCAGGUACAAACUAGAAGGCUUGAGGCAAAUAAAUAGUACCUGUCUGGAAUAAUAACUGUGGGCUGUGUUCUGCACAACAUCUGUGAAGUCAGGGAUGGGGCUUUGCUGAGACCUGGGAGGCAGGUGUGGGGUUACUUUUAGGAUGGAGGAUUUGAGCGACUUGCAAGGUGUUCCUUCCUGAAUGACAGUUGUUACAAUUUUAUAUAUUUUGCAAGAAAUCAUGGAUGGUUUUGAUAUGCUGCGGGGAAUAUGGGGGCUGUGCGAUGUGAUUUGGCACACUGCAACUUUAUGAAAUUCAGUAGAGUGAUGCAUCUCAGUCAGCUUGGUGUGUGUGUUUGGGUGGGAUUUCUCUGUAGUCAGGUGGAGAUGAUCUGUUGCACAUGCCAUGUUUUACGAGGUUUAAACUUGGGUCAUUUUUAGGUUAUGAUACAUGAUAAAUGCCAAUAUUUGGACACUGGAUGUCUCGUUCCAUGCACGUGGGCUGUGCUGUGCCUGCUUUGCACACAUUUCUUCCAGCUUUCAGCUUAAAUUGUGGCACAUCCUUACCGGUCCUUCCUCUGCUCUGUAACAGCAAUGCCUUCUUGGCUUGUUGGUUCUUUUUUCCAUUUCUUUCUACUCCCUCUCUCACUUUUUCUUGCUCUAUUAGAAGCCUUUGCAAAAUCCCCACACUCACAAGUUUUCCCGACACUGCAACAAAGGGAAAGUGUGAGCGCAAAUCCUUCUAGUCGUGAAAUGUAAACAGUUGUUGGUUGGUUUCCAAAACAGCAAAAAUGUAAAAAGCUACUGUACAAGUUUGGAAGGCAGUCCCUUAGAGGCUUUUCUUCAAGUCUUGAGAGAUCCUGAUGUUGAUAAAUAUUUCCCAGCUUUCUUUCAAUGUUAUUUCCAAGCUGCAUUUGCUACUGUGCUAAAUUUGAUUAGCACAGAGAGGCUAUGUGAGACAAAAGGCCCUGAGCCUGGGUAAGUAAUUAACCACGUGGUUCAGAGGAGGUUAUGAUGAGGCUGGGCUAGCGUUUGAACUUUUGCAGGAAGCUUUUAACAGCAGAUAACAUCCCCAGCUUGACUGGUGAAACAGCACGGGGUUUUCUGCAAACAGGGAAGACAGGGUUGCCAUAAUUCGUGGUGUCUGGCUUCCUGCUAUUCAUGUGGGCUGGAAGGGCACAGCUGCUAUUCGGAAGGCGGCCCUGACUUGAAUGUGUGUUAGGAGGUGACUUUGUAUAACUAAUGUGUGCUUUUUAGAUUCAGAUUCAGGAUGCAGACAUGCUCCAAGUUUUCAAUGCAGUUAAUUCAAUGAAUUUAAGGAGGUUGGACAGGUAACAAUGUUUCUUCCAACUAAUUUGCACUUUCAAGGUACUGACUCCUUGUACUUUACACAUACUUUUAAACCACAUUGAUUAAGGUUCUACUGUUAAGUAAAGCCUUUUAAGAUUCUCAUUGAUAUCAAAGAGCCUUUAUGAGGCCUUACUAAAGGAGGAAAAAAGCCACAGUGAGCUUUUAACUGAAGAGAAAAUGUCUUGCUAAGAUUUGUCAAGAUAACAAACUAGCACUGGUUUUGUGAUUUAAUUCCUUGCAUGAUCAAAAUGCAGUGCAUACUUUGUAAUGAGACCAUACAAUGCUUGUUUUUCAAUAAACUCUCUUUUCUGUUAUCAACCUAGUUUUAAGCCAGGGUGGUGAAGAACAGGCCAUGCGACAGGAGAGUUUUGAGGUGCUCAGAAAUGGGGAAAUCUUCAAUAGACUCCAGCAGAACUGGUAUACAAUGGAUGUGAAGGACGUGGUGUGGCUGGGAAAGAUAGUAGCUGUAUAGGGCAUUGUGGCUCACCUGCUUCUCUUCUUGAGCAUGCUGUAACUCAGGAGAAGGAGAACUUGGAAAAUAUGUUUGCUGACUUCUAGCCAAGCUGAUAGUAUGUGUUGCUGUGAAAAGAAGCAAACAGGCCUUGUGUAUCUUGAAAUGAAGUAAGUUUUAUCUGUGAAAUAAAGAGCUUCUAGCUGUCUGACAGACCUCUUGGAAGGAAUAUGUGGUCUCAUUCUUCUCAGGGACCUCUAGUACGCUCUCUGGCUGCACAGUGCAUCUGGGCUGUAUGCACUGGUGCUCCAGGCUGGAGUCCUGUCCAGAUCGUCGAUGUUCAGGUGACUCCUGGAUGAAUGAUUUGUUCUGUAGUUGCCAAGUCUUUAUGUUUUUGUGUGGUUCAGGGAUGUCCUGCCUUCAGCACCUCUCAGAACUCAUUUCAGGAGGACCUUAAGCAAUGUAUGAUCUGUGCUGGGACAGGAGCAGGUCAUGCAUCUUUUUUCUUGCAAAGUGUGAGACAAGGGCUCUAGCAUGGAUUCAGAUAGCAUGAAAACAACUAGGGCUAUCCAGGAAAUAUACAAUAAGGUCACUCUUGGAGUAGAUGAACACAGAGGCAGCAGCUGGUAGUGUGCCCAGUUCUAAAUGAGGAGGGGACAGCCUAGCCACUGUGACCUUAAUACAGGUCACUUGCAUAAACAGUGGCAGUCUGGGACAAGAUGAAAAGCUGUCUGAGAAGGGAACUGGAAGACAUCCAAAUUAUUUUGGUUCACAGGUGUGAGCACGGUAAAUAUUAUUGUGAUGUAACUUGGUCAACAUAAAAUCACUCCUGAUCCCAAAAUGAAUAACAUGAGGUAGCUCAGCAGUUAUUUUAAUACAAGAAGUUAUAAUCUGUGAACAUUUUUUUUUUUAAAUGAAAAUACAUCUGUUUAUAUCCUGAUAUUAAUUGCUUACUUUGAAAGGCCUCAACUGUUUUCAGGACUUUGUGCCAUACCCAUUGCUCUUCAGAUUAGAGACUAUUUUCAGCACACCAGUUGCUGACAGUAUGUUGUGCCAGUACAUUGUCAGCAUUCAGUAAAAGCAGUAAUAAUAAGUUAAGCAGAACUGCGUGUCUCCAUAGAGAGAUGAAUAGGGGGCUCUCUAAGCAUACCCAGAAGGUUUAGCCAGAAAUGAUUUUGAUUGAAUUGUUUGCAAUUUACAGAAAAGGAAAAUGCUUAGCAGUAUCCCAGGACUGCUGCAGGCACGGGAAGUGGUGCAGAUGCAUGGACGACUAAGUAGACUUUUACUUGGAUUGAGAUAACUCUUAGCUGUGUCCCAGGGUUAUGGAGCCCUGCAGCUGGAGAUAUUAUGAUUAAGUGAGAUGUAAAUCUCAAAUCCUGACCAUUUGUAGCUGGUAGAAUUUAAUAGCUUCUUUUGUUCAGAGCAGACUUCACAACCCUAAUAACUCGCUUGAUUCCUAAUAUCAGGCAUAAUAAUUCCUUAUUGUUAUGUGGCUAAGGAAUUUUGAUAUUUUGACCUAUGCCAGCCUACUCUUUGUGAACACGUGUUAAAUAGCUGCUUUGUUCAUUCUGUUCAAAAGCAAAUGGUUUCUUUCUGAAGUUUUUCCUGUAGAAGAUAGAUGUUUGGAUUUGUACCCACCAUGUUUAGAAGUCUUUGAGAUAAGAGGCUCUGCCCCAUUUCACUGUGUGUCUUCCUACACCUGGAGAUGGAAUAAUCGGUUGAUGAAACAGAAAGACACGAGAAAUGAGUGUGCUCUGCUCUGCUGCCCAUAGCAUACAAGGUGAAACUGAGCUGGCACCAAGGGAAAAAAGUAAUGGCUUGGUUGGGACAGUGGCGGUGUACCUCUUCUAGACCCAGCAAAGGGCCAGGAAGCUCCAAACCCAUCUCUGGCCUGUGUCUCCGGUGGUACCUCCUUCUCGUAUGAGGCUGUUCCUAAACACAGAAUAGUCCUCCAUGAGGUCACUUGCUGUAUAUCAGGGUGAGGAGUGACUAUGAUAAAUUGCUGCUGCUGCUGUGUAUACUUUUCAUCCUGGGCUUAUGACAACGAGCUUUACAGCAAAACUGAAAUACUAAAUGAUCAGACUCUAACGUUCACAUGGAUGUGAUUCGUUUCUGUGAGUUCAUUCUUCUAUUUAGAGAAAGAUAUUGCUACCCUCCCUUAUGCACUGACACAGUUGCCAAAAUAACCACUCUUACUAACUGGCAGCUUUAAAAGCCAGCCUGCAGCUGACUUUGAAACAGAAGGUCAGCAAACGGAGCAACAGACUUCAAUUCAGAGCUUUAAUGGGAGCCAUUGACCACAGCAAAAGGCCUUGACUGGAGUGUCUAGAGUGUGCUUUGCACAGGCCAAGAAGUCACUUUCAUACUCUUUGAACCUUUUGUAUAAACCUAUAUAUUUUUCACUCUGUGGAUUUCAAGAUGAAUGUGCAGCCGUGUGCUAGAUGUGGCUAUGGGGUUUACCCUGCUGAGAAGAUUAACUGUAUAGAUCAGACAUGGCAUAAAGCCUGUUUUCACUGCGAAGUAUGCAAGAUGAUGUUAACAGUAAACAACUUUGUUAGCCACGAGAAAAAGCCUUACUGUCAAGUACAUAAUCCAAAAAACAAUGCGUUCACAAGCAUAUUUGAGACACCAGUAAACAUAAAUGCAAAAAAACUGUCGGAAGUGGUAAGUGAGAUAAAAUAUCGAGAAGCGGGCGAACAAUUCAAAUCAGUCUUUCAAUGGGAUGUAAGGUCCAGAGAAAUUGAAGCUGCCUAUAAAGCCCAACAACUGACCACCCAGAAUGCUUACUAUGCUGCCUAUGAAGAGGGAAAGUCGUGGUACUCGGGAACCAUCCCAGAUCCUGAGAUGGUCAGGAUAACACAGGCACAGAAGACUUCAAGUGAUUUUCAAUAUACAGAAGAAUAUGAGCCACGGAGAGGCAAAGGCAGCUUUCCUGCUAUGAUUACUCCAGGUUAUCAGGCUGCUAAGAGAGCUACCCAACUAAGCAGUAAUGUAGAAUAUAAGCGGGGACAUGAAGAGAGAGUUUCAAAGUUCACCUCUGUUGUAGACACUCCAGAUAUACUUCAUGCAAAGGUUGGAGGACAGCUUUCAAGUGAUUUGAAAUACACAGAAGACUUUGAAGAACGGAAAGGGAAAGGCAGCUUUCCUGCUAUGAUCACUCCAGCUUACCAAAUAGCCAAGAGAGCAAAUGAAUUAGCCAGUGAUGUAAAGUAUCAUCAAAGAUAUGAAAAAGAGAUCAAGGGAAAAGCCAGCCAUACAGCUGGAACAGAUGUUACUUUUGCAAGAGAAAACGUAGACCAAUAUGGCCAGGAUUAUAUGGAUGAAUAUGAAGAACGCAGAGGGAAAGGAAGCUUUCCUGCUAUGAUCACUCCAGCUUAUCAAAAUGCCAAGAAAGCAAAUGAAUUAGCAAGUGAUAUAAAAUACAAGAAGGAUCUUUCCAAGAUGAAAGGUGCGGCUCACUUUCACUCCCUAACAGCUGAAGACAACUUAGUCCUUAAACAAGCCCAAAGUGUUAACAAGCUUGUCAGUGAGGUGGAGUAUAAGAAGGAUCUUGGAAACAACAGAGGCUACAGCAUGAACUACUGUGAUACUCCGCAAUUCAAGAACGUGAGCAAGAUCUCCAAAUUCACCAGUGAUCUUAAAUACAAAGAAACCUACGAGAACCAGAUGAAAGGUCAUUAUGUAGGUAUUGGCAUGGACAAGCGAAUGCUACAUGCCAUGAAAGUUGGAAGCUUGGCAAGCAAUAUAGCCUAUAAAUCUGAUUACAAACAUGACGGUGUUGACUACAAUUACCCAGCUACUGUCACUCCUUCAUAUCAGACAACAAGGAAGUUGGUCCCUUUGAAAGAUGUAAACUACAGACAAAGCAUAGACAAACUGAAGUACAGCUCUGUUGCCAGCACUCCACAAAUGGUUCAAGCCAAAAUAAACGCGCAGCAGCUCAGUGAUUUGAACUACCGAGCCCAGUAUGAGAAGACAAAAACAAAUUACACUCUACCUCAGGACGUACCUCAGUUAGUCAAAGCAAAAGCCAAUGCUGAGUUAUACAGUGAGAUUAAGUACAAAGAAGGCUGGGAGAAGAGUAAGGGCCGGGGCUUUGAAAUGAAACUUGAUUCUCUGCCUUUACUUGCUGCCAAAGCUUCAAGAGAUCUUGCCAGUGAUAUUAAAUAUAAAGAAGAAUAUGAAAAAACAAAAGGAAAAGCAAUUGGAACCAAAGAUUCGAGACUUUUGCACUCUCUGCAGGUGGCCAAGAUGAGUAGUGAGAUUGCCUACAAAAAAGAUUUUGAGGAGAGUAAGACUCAUUUCCAUCUGCCUAUGGAUAUGAUAAACCUGAGACAUGCUAAGAAGGCCCAGGCACUUGCUAGUGACUUAGAUUAUAGAAAGAGACUCCAUGAAUACACAGUGGUCCCAGAAGAUAUGAAGACCAAAUGGGCAAAGAAGGCUUAUGGUCUCCAGAGUGAUCUUCGAUAUAGGGCAGAUCUGAUGUGGAUGAAAGGAGCUGGGUGUAUCACAGAAGGAAGUCUUAAUAUACAACAAGCCAAAAAGGCAGGAGAUUUGGUCAGUGAGAAAAAGUACAGACAGAAGGCUGAUGCUCUGAAGUUCACCAGUGUGGCUGACAGUUCUCAGAUCAAACAUGCCAAGAAAAGCCAGGAACUGCAGAGUGAUGUUGCCUACAGGUCAGGAAAAGAGCAGUUUCUUCAUCAGUACACCAUCAGCAAAGAUGAUCCUGUCUUCCUGCUGGCCAAAGCAAAUGCUGCCAAUAUCAGUGAGAAACUGUACAAGAGUAGCUGGGAGAAGCAGAAGGAAAAAGGAUUUGUGCUUCGUCUGGAUGCUUUGUCAUUCUUGACAGCUACGGCAAAGAGGGAUCUGGCAAGUGAUAUUAAAUAUAAGGAAGGUUAUGAGAAGAUGAAGGGUAAGCUGAUUGGAGUAAAGGCUGUGGAGGAAGAUUUGCAGAUGGCUCAUUCCCUUCAAAUGUCAAAGUUGCAGAGUGAUCUGGAAUACAGGAAGGCAUUUGAGGACACAAAGAAUCAGUUCCAGGUCUCCAUGGAUAUGAUUAACCUUGUCCAUGCCAAAAAGGCUCAGAAUUUGGCCACAGAUAAAGGAUACAAGACAGCUCUCCAUCACUACACAGCCCUGCCUACUGACAGGAAAGUGGCAUGGGCCAAGUGGGCCUAUGGAUUGCAAAGUGAUAACCGAUACAGAGCAGAUUUGAACUGGAUGAAAGGAGCUGGAUGGAUAGCCACUGGGUCAUUAAAUGUGGAGCAGGCUAAGAAGGCAGGAGAACUCAUUAGUGAGAAGAAGUACCGUCAGCAUCCAUAUGCUUUGAAGUUUACCAGUAUUAAAGACACUCCUGAGAUGAUCCAGGCUAGAAUUAGUUAUAACCAGGCUGUGGAUAGGCUGUACAAGGAGCAUGGAGAGAGUGUAAAGCAUCAGUAUACGCCAACAACAGAUCUUCCCGAAAUCCUUCAGGCCAAAUUAAAUGCUAUGAAUAUCAGUGAGAUUCGCUAUAAGGAGUCCUGGAGAAAGAUGAAAGAUGGUGGCUAUCAGCUGAAACUAGAUGCCAUUCCCUUCCAGGCAGCAAAAGCUUCGGGUGAAAUCAUAAGUGAUCACAGGUAUAAGGAGGCAUUUCAGAAAAUGAAAGGACAGAUGGUUGGCUCACGUGGCCUGGAUGGCGAUAUUCAUAUUGCUCAUUCAGUCCAUGCAGCAUCACUACAGAGUGAUGUUAAAUAUAAGCAAGGUUUUGAAGAUACAAAGGCUCACUUCCACCUGCCACUGGAUAUGAUAAACUUGGUACAUGCCAGGAAAGCCCAGUCUUUGGUCAGUGAGCAAGAAUACAGACAGCUGCUACACCAGUACACUUCUUUGACUGAUGAUGUGAGAUUGCGGUGUGCCAAGAAUGCAUACAAACUACAGAGUGAGCAUUUAUACCGUUCUGACAUGAACUUUAUGCGAGGAGUUGGAUGUAUUACUCCAGGGGCCCUAGAGAUUGAAGGAAAGAAGAAAGCUUCUGAACUCAUCAGCGAGAGUAAAUAUCGUCAGCAGCCACAUUCCUUCAAGUACACAUCGGUGACAGACUCUCCUGGCCUCCUUCAUGCAAAAUUCAGCAAUAUGAUUGCUAAUGAGCGCAUGUAUAGAGCAGCAGGAGAGGACAGUCAGCAUCACUAUACACCAACACUGGGUCUGCCUGAGUUUACACGGGCAAGAAUAAAUGCAGCCAACCUCAGCGAUGCAAAAUACAGGGAAUCUUGGCAUAAUCUACGUGCUCAAGGCUACAAGCUGACAACGGAAGCACUCCCGUUCCAGACUGCCAGGGCCUCCAGAGAAAUUGCCAGUGAUUACCAGUAUAAACACAACUUUGUGAUGGAGAGAGGAAAGCACAUUGGUGCCAAAAGUGUGCUGGAUGACACCAGGUUGCUGCAUUGCUUGCACGCUGCCAAAUUACAGAGUGAACAGGAGUAUAAGAAGGGAUCCCAAGAAGUGUGGUCUCAGUACCAUCUGCCCAUGGACAUGGUGAAUCUUGUCCAUGCCAGAAAAGCUCAGGCCUUAGCGAGUGAUCAAGAUUACAGAAAGAGGCUUCAUGAAUUUACAGCACUCCCAGAAGACAUGAAGAUGAAAUGGGCCAAAAGAGCCCACAUGCUACAGAGUGAGCAUCGCUAUAAAUCAGACCUGAACUUCAUGAAAGGAGUUGGUUGGAUGGCUCUGAGAUCUCCGCAGAUAGAAAGUGUAAAGAAGGCUGGAGAGCUCAUCAGUGAGAUAAAGUACCGUCAAAAGCCAGAAAGUUUGAAGUUCACCACUGUGGUUGACUCUCCAGAUUUGAUCCAUGCUAAAACCAGCUACCUCCAGUGCAGUGAUAGACUGUACAAGGCUGGAGACUCUGAAGCCAGGCACAGGUACACCCUGCCUCCUGAUCAUCCGGAUUUUAUCCGAGCCCGCCAGAAUGCACUUCACAUCAGUGAUAAAUUGUAUAAAACAUCUUGGGAACAGACAAGGGCGUCUGGCUAUGAUUUAAGGAUUGAUGCCAUCCCAUUCCAGACAGCAAAGGCUUCAAGAGAGAUUGCUAGUGAUUACAAAUACAGAGAAGCCUUCCUGAGAGACAGAGGCCAGCAGAUUGGAUUCCUCAGUGCAAAUGAUGAUCCCAAAAUCAGGCAUGUCCUCAGAGUGGGGAAACUCCAGAGUGACAACCAAUACAGGAGUGGAUAUGCCCAAAACAUGGCACAGUUCCAGAGUCACCUCAACCAGCCAGGAUUCCUCCAUGCUAAGAGAAGCCAGCAGCUUGCAAGCAAUGUCAACUACAGGCAGCCUUUCCACCAGUACACUUGUGAUCCUGAGCAGCUAAAUGUGAAGCAUGCAAAGCAGGCCUACAAGCUGCAGAGCGAUGUAAAAUACAAGUCUGACUUGAACUGGCUCAGAGGCAUUGGCUGGACUCCCCCAGGUUCUCACAAAGUUGAAAUGGCAAGAAGAGCUGCUGAGUUGGCAUACAUUCGGGAAAUGGGAUUGCAGGGUGCUUCUGCUCAGUAUGGACCUGGAGAUGACCAAUUGGAGACGGACGGAUCUCAGCAGGUCACAGUCAACCCUGAUGCUUCAGAAGUUCUGCAAGUGAAAAGAAGGAAAAUGCAGCUGUAUCAGAAGUAAACAGAAACAUGAAAUAACACAAAUAGAUUUUUAUCUUGUCCUGCAAAUCCUGUAGCUCUUCCUCUUUUCUGGGAAGCACAAUAGAGGGUGUCUAAAACCUUUUUGUUUUAAAAAGCAACCUAAACAUUGCAAUUUAUAACAUCUUUAUAACAUUUUU
Molecule: messenger RNA, 11197 nt
Organism: Egretta garzetta (little egret)
Lineage: Eukaryota; Metazoa; Chordata; Aves; Pelecaniformes; Ardeidae
Gene: NRAP
Product: nebulin related anchoring protein
Exons: 42
Coding region: 5827-11040 (1737 amino acids)
Biological process (GO): cardiac muscle thin filament assembly
Cellular component (GO): Z disc
Molecular function (GO): actin filament binding
Source: RefSeq, a predicted model, not a curated record